Penicillium coprophilum is the source of this 978-nucleotide messenger RNA. RefSeq lists its product as uncharacterized. Bases 1 to 978 code for a protein of 325 amino acids. The transcript is spliced from 3 exons. The record is from RefSeq and is a predicted model, not a curated record. NCBI's taxonomy places the organism in Eukaryota, Fungi, Ascomycota, Eurotiomycetes, Eurotiales, Aspergillaceae.
AUGACAUUUCCUUCCAGACCGAGUGAUUUCGAUGCCCGAUACCUCCGCCGCCUGGUAGGAACUAAGGUCACUACCUUUUAUGACUUCGACCCCCUGCAACAGCUAUCUGCUGUCUCUCCCUCCACGUCUGCCAUAUCUCCCUCUGCGGUUCACCCUCCUGGGGUCUCCCCACCCGCAGCCUCGCCUCCUCCGUUCUCGCUCGAUACGGACUCCCUCGAUCCGGCCUCACUUACUACGGUCUCCUCCGCUACGGCCCCUACACUUUCCUUCUCUGGUUCGCCCCUCCCUCCAGGGGUCGGCCGCUCGUGGAUCAUCACGGAAAAGCUUUCGGAGAGGGCUAUCCAUCUCACACAAGAAGAUUUGGAUAUGGGCAGUGGGUCUCCUAUGACGGUUGGCAAAUUCCUGUGUUACCUAGAGGAGGACCCGGCCCAGAUAGCGUUCAUGCGAAUAUAUUAUCAGAUUCCCAUCACUGGAACGGAGGACGCUGAUCUAGCUACACUGGCCCAGCAGAUCCAACCCCAUGAGGUGUGUGGAGAACUGGAGGCGUUCAAAGCAUUGAUGAGUCAAGGCUGUAGCUCUACUCCACGUCUCCUUGGUUACUGCGAAAGAACGCAAGGGGAACCUGAUCUCGUUCCUGGUGGCUAUGUCAAAUAUCUCGUAUGGGAAAAGGUGCCUGGGGAGCCUCUUACGGAGGAACUUUUCUGGAGCUUGGAUCCCCUGGUACGAGAGGAUAUCCGUGCCAAGUUUCAGGCUGCCUUUGAAGAGGUGCUACGUUGCGGUGUCAAACCACAGCAGUCUAGAAUCUCGAAGAUCAUCUAUGAUCAGUCCACUGGGGAUGUUCGCAUUUCAGGGUUCCGAAGGGGAUGGCCAAUCCGUGAUCAACUUCAAUGGUCAGACACCCGUUAUAUCGCGUACAUGCUGGCUAAGCGACCCGACGAGAGGGACUGGCGUUCUCACCCAGAGAGAUGGGAGUUAUGA